Molecule: messenger RNA, 4205 nt
Organism: Dromaius novaehollandiae (emu)
Lineage: Eukaryota; Metazoa; Chordata; Aves; Casuariiformes; Dromaiidae
Gene: CPSF2
Product: cleavage and polyadenylation specific factor 2
Exons: 15
Coding region: 172-2520 (782 amino acids)
Biological process (GO): mRNA 3'-end processing by stem-loop binding and cleavage
Cellular component (GO): mRNA cleavage and polyadenylation specificity factor complex
Molecular function (GO): RNA binding
Source: RefSeq, a predicted model, not a curated record
CGAUGGUGCUGCCCGCCACCCCCGCACCUUCCCUCCUUCUCCUCCCUGCCCCGCUCAAGAUGGCGGCGCGCGCGGCGUCCGGAUGAGGCGGGGGGCGCGCGCCCCGGGGGGCUCCGGCGAGGCCCGUGAAGCAGAAUAGUUCUUCUGGAGAUCAAACACCUGGAGAGAAAAAUGACAUCGAUUAUCAAGUUAACCACGCUUUCAGGGGUGCAGGAGGAAUCUGCCCUGUGCUAUCUAUUGCAAGUAGAUGAAUUUCGGUUUCUGUUGGAUUGUGGCUGGGAUGAAAACUUUUCUAUGGAUAUUAUUGAUUCACUAAGGAAACAUGUACACCAGGUUGAUGCUGUUCUUCUUUCUCAUCCUGACCCUCUACAUCUUGGUGCACUUCCAUAUGCAGUUGGAAAAAUGGGCUUAAAUUGUGCCAUUUAUGCAACUAUUCCUGUAUAUAAAAUGGGACAGAUGUUUAUGUAUGAUCUCUAUCAGUCCCGCCAUAAUACAGAAGACUUCACUCUCUUUACACUGGAUGAUGUAGAUGCAGCCUUUGACAAAAUACAACAGCUGAAGUUUUCUCAGAUUGUGAAUUUGAAAGGCAAAGGACAUGGUCUGUCAAUCACACCAUUGCCAGCUGGUCACAUGAUAGGGGGCACAAUCUGGAAGAUUGUCAAAGAUGGAGAGGAAGAAAUUGUUUAUGCAGUUGACUUCAACCACAAGAGGGAGAUCCAUCUGAAUGGAUGUUCCUUGGAGAUGCUGAGCAGGCCUUCAUUGCUUAUUACAGAUUCAUUUAAUGCCACUUAUGUACAGCCUAGGAGAAAACAAAGGGAUGAACAGCUACUGACUAAUGUUCUGGAGACAUUACGAGGUGAUGGAAAUGUAUUAAUAGCUGUGGAUACAGCAGGCAGAGUUCUGGAACUUGCUCAACUUCUUGAUCAGAUAUGGAGAACGAAAGAUGCAGGAUUAGGAGUUUACUCACUAGCACUUUUGAAUAACGUCAGCUACAAUGUAGUGGAAUUCUCUAAAUCACAGGUUGAAUGGAUGAGUGACAAACUGAUGAGGUGCUUUGAAGACAAGAGAAACAAUCCUUUUCAGUUCCGCCACCUCUCCUUAUGUCAUAGUCUGUCUGAUUUGGCUCGAGUGCCUAGUCCAAAAGUUGUUCUUGCUAGCCAACCUGAUUUAGAGUGUGGGUUUUCCAGAGAUCUCUUCAUUCAAUGGUGCCAGGAUUCAAAAAACUCUAUAAUUUUAACUUACCGCACUACACCUGGAACAUUAGCACGGUUCCUGAUUGAUAAUCCUUCUGAAAAAGUUAUAGAUAUUGAGUUGAGAAAACGUGUCAAGUUGGAAGGAAAAGAACUUGAAGAGUACCUAGAAAAGGAGAAACUAAAGAAAGAAGCAGCUAAGAAGUUAGAACAGUCUAAAGAGGCAGAUAUUGAUUCCAGUGAUGAGAGUGAUGCUGAAGAGGAUAUUGAUCAGCCAACUGUACAUAAGACCAAACAUGAUUUGAUGAUGAAAGGUGAAGGUAGCCGGAAAGGAAGCUUCUUCAAACAGGCAAAGAAGUCUUAUCCCAUGUUUCCAGCUCCCGAGGAAAGAAUUAAAUGGGAUGAAUAUGGAGAGAUUAUCAAACCUGAGGACUUUUUGGUUCCAGAACUUCAAGCAACAGAAGAAGAAAAAAGCAAGUUAGAAUCUGGUUUGACAAACGGAGAUGAACCUAUGGACCAGGACUUAUCAGAUGUUCCUACCAAAUGUAUUUCAGCAACAGAGUCCAUGGAAAUUAAAGCUAGAGUUACGUAUAUUGACUAUGAAGGACGUUCAGACGGUGACUCAAUUAAAAAAAUUAUUAACCAAAUGAAACCAAGACAACUGAUCAUUGUCCAUGGACCACCUGAGGCCAGUCAGGACCUUGCAGAGUGCUGCAGAGCUUUUGGCGGAAAAGAUAUUAAAGUUUACAUGCCCAAACUACAUGAAACCGUAGAUGCAACCAGUGAAACUCACAUCUACCAGGUCAGGUUAAAAGAUUCUCUUGUCAGCUCCCUUCAGUUCUGUAAAGCCAAAGAUGCUGAGUUGGCUUGGAUAGAUGGUGUCCUGGACAUGCGAGUUUCAAAAGUGGACACUGGAGUUAUUUUGGAAGAGGGAGAGCUGAGGGAAGAUGAAGAUUUAGAGAUGCAAGUGGAUAUGCCUUCUUCAGACUCCAGUGUCAUUGCACAACAAAAGGCCAUGAAAAGCCUGUUUGGUGAUGAUGAUAAGGAAAUGUGUGAGGAGAGUGAGAUCAUUCCUACUUUGGAACCUCUGCCACCUCAUGAGGUUCUUGGACAUCAGUCUGUGUUUAUGAAUGAGCCAAGACUGUCUGACUUCAAGCAAGUUCUUCUGCGGGAAGGUAUUCAAGCUGAAUUUGUAGGAGGAGUACUUGUGUGCAACAACCUGGUGGCUGUUCGCAGGACUGAAACAGGACGCAUUGGAUUGGAAGGCUGUCUCUGUCAGGACUUCUAUAGGAUAAGAGACCUUUUAUACGAGCAAUAUGCUAUUGUCUAAAGGAAGUGCUGGAAACAUGUCUUUACUUGAACUUUAAAAGAUAAUGGGAAUAUCUGUCUUCCCAAUUUUGACUUUUUGUAGUUUUCUAAUUUAUACAGGAGAAAACUAAUUCAUAAUGCACAGUUAACUACCCUGAACAUGUAAAUAACUGCUACUGUUGCUCUGCACAAAUCUAUAGGUACAUUCCAUGUUGCUGACUUUCAAACAGUUACCAUUGUCUCCCACAUGAUACAUUAUAACUGAGUUUUUUUUACUUUUAUCAACCGUUCUUCAAGAAAGGUUCAGUUAGUCAGAACAUAUUUUGGUUUGAUAGAUUCCAUGCUAAAGAGUACAGAAUAUAUAAAAGUCAUUCUUCUGUUCUAAAACAAAAUGAGAUUGGGAACUAUGGGUGGGCUGGGGUAGGGUUUUUUGUUUUGUUUGGGGGGAGAGUUAGUUUUUGAGCAGUAGAGUUUAGUUAAAGUAAGUCUUUAAUAGGUCACCGAAAGUUAGACUACCUAAACUUUCCUCUUAGUGUUAAUCUGGGUGCAUGUUAAUGUUGCAGCUGACUUAUCUUACUGAUUUAUUCCACAACAGCAUUUCUUAUACUGUAUGAAAUAUUAGUCUGCAGGAUCAAAAAAUGACUUUAAAAAGGUACUCUUAUAAAGAGAGAGAACUGGUGAAAAUUGUAAAGCAGUUUAAAAUCUAGUAAUUGUGUACUUCAGAGUAACUCUGUAAAAGCUUAUAGAACUUGUAACUUUUAGCUGUUGCAGACUUAUGCCAACUAUAAAAUCUCUCAAGUUAUGAUUUUAAUACUUUCAAGGUCUAACGCCUUCAUCUGUGUAUUGCUGUUUAUGUUCAGUGUGAAAUCUGAAGUUCAUGUUAUAUAUUUAAUGCUUUUGUGCCAGGUUUCAUACUAGCUGCAUGUUUUGACAAUGGGAUUUAAUGUAGUUGCUGAUAAUAGGAACUGACCUUUCUUUUAAAGUGAAGAGGAGCACAAUUUUAGGUGGCUUAAUUUCUCAGAAAGUUGAGGGGAUAAUAUUGAUGGAACUUAGGCAUACUAAUGGCCUCUGGAGAGUCUGUUUAAUCCUUUUUCCACAUCCACAUGUGAACCACAUGCUUGGGGAAUGUGGGGGGGUUGUUUGCUUGUUUUUACAUACCACAGCAAUGUAAUAUGUGGUCUAUGUGUGUAUGUUUAAAAUAAAACCUUUUAACAAGUGGCAAAAACAUAGCCCCAUGGGCUAUCAAUGGAAAGAUACCUUACUUUGCAACUCAUUUUUGACUAAUAGUUCUUUUUCUCUGAUCUACAGACUAUUUAUGCUGUUUAGGGUAGUAACAUAAAACUGAAGUCCAUGUGUGGUUUUUUUGUUUUUUUUUUUUUUUUUUUAAAUUCUGCUAGAACUAGGUAUUGAAAACAUAACAUUUUAAAAUGUGAUGUUGAGUGAGAAUAUGUAUUUUGGUACACACAAAAAAAAUCUUGGCUAGGGUUAACUAAACAGCUUAACACUUUUUUCCCACAAUUUAGAAAAGUGUUUAUUUUCAAUUAUACUGGCAGCCGGAACUUAGAAAUGCUCUGUUUUUUGUAGCUAUUUUGUAGCAAUGCUAUGUAAAUCUACUUGAUACUGGAUGCUUGUUGGUGAAUACCAUUGUAUUACUUUUCUGCUGUUGACACAAAUGAACUUUUAUAAAGUGAGUUAUUUUGUACAUAA